This is a messenger RNA of Ciona intestinalis (vase tunicate), 3048 nucleotides long. NCBI's taxonomy places the organism in Eukaryota, Metazoa, Chordata, Ascidiacea, Phlebobranchia, Cionidae. The record is from RefSeq and is a predicted model, not a curated record.
GUUUAUUCUGACAGAUUUUUUAUCAAAACAGUGAAACAAUUUGGUAAUUCUAAAUUUUAAUUUUGCCGCAACACACAAAGCUAUAAUGAGAAUUAAUGAAGGGGUGUUUGCCUAAUAUCAUGGGAGCCAACGCUUCAGCUGCACUAAUGAAGGAAAUAGGAAUAGAUCAACUGCCUGCUAAUGAGAGAUAUUUUGGUUUGCAUAACUUUGGGAACACAUGUUAUUGUAACUCAGUCCUUCAAGCUUUGUUCUUCUGCCCACCAUUCCGCGAGAAGGUUCUACAAUACAGAUCCCAACAGAACGGUAAACAUGGUUGGAAUGGGAAGAAGGAUAGCUUACUUGCUUGUUUGUGCGAUCUCUUCUACAAUAUAUCGAGCCAGAAGAAGAAAUGUGGGGUUUUGCAUCCGAAGAAGUUUAUUGCUCGCUUGAGGAAAGAAUAUGAAUCGUUUGACAAUUACGCCCAACACGACGCCCAUGAAUUGUUCAACCACCUCAUUAACUCUAUACAUAUUGUUCUGCUGGAAGAGAAAACUGCAGAGAGGGAAAGAAGGAGGUUGUUGGAUCAACAAAUAUCAUCGGGGGUUUCAAUUAAGAAGGAAAGACAUAGUUUCUUCUCAAGAAUGAAGAAGGAAAACAGAUCUUCCAAGAGCGUAUCAGGUACUCCGGAAACUGCUGGAUCAACAUCCGGGAGUUUGGAAGCUCAGAAUGAAGAUUCCUCUUCGUCAGCUGCCAUGUCGGAGUCCCCACUUCCAACCGAUACAGAAUCAUCCACCCAUGACCAUGAGAAAGUGAGAGAGGAGCAAGAGCAGGAGGAGGAGGAGGAGAAACCUUCCAAGCUUGGGUAUUUUGCCAGAAAGAGGAAAAAUGCGAAAAAAUCCACGGACUCGAAACCUCCGGAAAACGGUGACUUACCGAGGACACCUACUGGUCAAAGUGAGGAUGGAUUAGAUGACAUGACGACGUGGAUUCAUGAAAUAUUUCAAGGAACUUACACAACUAUCACCAGAUGUUUGACGUGUGAAACUGUAAAGAACAAAGAUGAAGAUUUCCUCGAUCUUUCCGUUGACAUCGAACAAAAUACUUCAAUUUCAAACUGUUUAAGAGUAUUCAGCAACCAACAAACAUUAUCGGGCGAACAUAAAUAUUCAUGUGAAGUUUGUAGAAGCAAACAAGAAGCACAGAUUGAAAUGAGGAUCAAGAAACUCCCCACCAUCCUUGCUCUGCAUUUGAAGAGGUUUAAAUAUUGUGAGACAUUGAACAAAUACACAAAACUCACAUACAGGGUUGUUUUCCCUUUCGAGUUACGUUUGUUAAACACGACAGAGGACGCCGAUAAUCCUGAGCGACUUUAUGACUUGAUGGCUGUUGUUGUUCAUUGUGGAUCAGGUCCUUAUCGAGGUCACUAUGUGUCGAUUGUGAAGAGUCAUGACAUGUGGUUAUUGUUUGAUGACGAUAAUGUAGAGAAACUUGAACCAAGUGGAAUGGAGGAUUUCUAUGGAGUAACUGCUGACAAGAACUCUGAAUCGGGAUAUAUUCUAUUCUAUCAAAGCAAGGAACAGUAGCAGUGAUGCGCAACCGAUUUGCAGCGGAAAAACAUCACGCAACACUGGAGAUAGGUGGUGUUAAGAUAAUACUGGAGUUUUCUAAUGGAGACCAACCUAUCUAGAGAGAGGUUAUUCCACAAGUGUGUUAGUUUCUUACAAUCCAUACUUCAAUACUUUAUCCCAUCAUUAAAGUUUAAAAAUAUCUUAAUUUAAACACCCAGUGGCACAGCCAGAAAAAAAUAAGGGGGGGCGUUUAUUCAAAAAAAUUUCAAAAAUAUAUAUAUUUUUUGGGGGGUUUAAAGGGGAGGGUGCGACACCCUAACCCCCCCCCUGGCUGCGCCACUGUAAACACCCAUUUGUGCUGAAGUGGCUGUUAUUUCAUUUGUGCUCAGUGUAGAUUUAGUCUUGGCAAACUUUACAGCGAAAUCAUAUUUUCUUUAGUGUAAUAGUAGAUAUAUAGUAUGAUGUAGCUUGGUUUAGACAACUGUGUGCUGUUAAUCAUAAACCAGUGCUUUUCAACCCUUUGAAACUGACACCCAAAUAUAAACAUAACCUAAUGGCAACCCACAAUUUUAGCUAAAAGUAAGAAUAAAUAUUUAACUUUUAUAAUAACGUUGAAAUUGCUUAGCAAACCACUGUAGUAGGCAACCCAAUGAAAUGGUGACCCAGGGGUUGAGAAGCACGAACUUAUAUCUCGCUUCUCCAAUCUCCUCUUAAUAACACAAUGAUAACUUACAUCUAUUAGCAAGUUGUGACCUUUUGAACCCAUGUGAUAGCUCUGUUAAACCCAGGUUCAAACAACCAGCUGAAGUUCAUAUCAUACGUAGCAACAUGCUGUGCUUAUCCAGGGUUUAUUAUUAGUUGUACUAACGUGGGUAAUAUGGCAUUACCUGGCUAAAACAAGUUGUUUACAAUUGUUGUGUUCAAGUGUUUACGAUACAUUGGAUUGUGGUUUUAAAGGGCUCCAAUGUCUUAAACAUACAACAUUAUUUGUGUUGAAUAUGUUUUGUUCCUUACCCUAAGAAAACCAUAUUUGAGUCUUAAUUCCUCUUAUUUACAGCAAAUACCAUGUUUUCUUAUAUAGAUACCAUGUUGUGUUUUAAAUAGCUUUGGUGCUGUAUUGUGUACAUAACCACGCCCGUGUAUGUUCCUAAUUCAUUGCAAAUGAAAUAUAAUUGCUCUGUUUAACACUACAAAAACUACAAAAAUUACAGCAUAUCUAAAAGCGAUAAAAAUGUUUAUCUAAUGUUUUUUGUUUUUAUGAUUGCCUUGCAAUUUUACCAAAAUUGUUGAGUACUCUGUUUAACACUACAAAAACUACAAAAACUACAAAAAUCACAGCAUAUCUAAAAGCGAUAACAAAUUUUAACCUAAUAAUUUUUUUUGCCUUAAAUAGUUGUCUUUUAAUUUUGAAGAGAUUUGUAAUUCACCCAUAGUGGCCAGCUGGCACAUUUGUGAGACAUUGUUUUUUGGCGCGUAUGCUUUUAAAUCUAGUCUCCCGCUU